AUUCACGUAGAACAGCUGAUUUAAUUCCCCCUUAUGACAUGACUUGAAAACCAGCCGCAUGGAUCACAUUCCUGUCUCGGGGUCCUUAUCUCCCACCGGCAGCAGAGACAGAGGGGGAGCCCAGGAGCAAGAGAAGGGAAGGACUGGGAGAGGCCGGACACCUCCAGCUAUGAAACGCCCCGCAAGUCCAACACAUUCCCCCGAUUCCACCAUUCCCAUGCGUCAGAUUGGACAGACGGACAGCGCAGCUCUGGAACUCCAGUCGGGGAGGGAGAAGAAACUGCCGUCUUUCACCCUGUGCCACGUCUGUAACAUCCAACUCAACUCUACUGUCCAAGCUCAGAUCCAUUAUAAUGGCAAAUCCCACCAGAAACGACUCAAACACAUCAACAAAGCGAGAAGCCCCUCUGUCCAUGGUGCUCCAGCCCAUGGUGGUCCUUUUUUGGCUUCUCUUGGCUUCCCCAGUCGGCCCCUCCAGACCCACCUGGACAUCAAACAUCUUCUGACUUUCAGAAUAAAUGGAGUGUCUCCUCUUAGCCUCUUCCCCAACUUCAAUGCUAUGGACCCCGUGCAGAAAGCGGUUAUUAAUCACACAUUCGGGGGGCCAACGCCGCCAAAAAGGAGACCUUUUAUAUCCUGUAAUAUUUGUCAUCUCAGGUUCAACUCCCUGAACCAGGCCGAGGCCCAUUACAAAGGGCACAAACACGCGAGGAAGCUGCGAGCAUUGGAGGGUUCAAGGCACAGAAAGAAGCAGCGAAAUGUCAGUCGAGAAAGAGCAGCGCUGCCCCCGCUGGACAACAACAGAAAGGCCGAUGCCCACGACCCCAUUGAACAUAAUGACAUUUCUGGAGAGUGCGGGGAGGAAGCAGAGCAAAGCCCGUUACCCCCGACCCCAGAACCUGCCCUGGAGGAACCAGACGAGGAUUGUGCCUCCCCAGAUGUGUCCGACAGCUCAAUUGAGCCCCUGGAUUCUGCAGCUCCGAUGGCUCCUUAUAGUCCUGGGAAAGGCUCAGAGGACAGCAGUGUUUCUACACAAGAGAGUGAAAAGGAGCAAAAGAGCCGGGAGCACUUGUACUGCACCACCUGCAAAGUCACUGUGAAUUCUGCAUCCCAACUGGAAGCUCAUAAUGCUGGUGCAAAGCACAAAUCCAUCCUGGAGGGACAAACCACCCCACCAAGGAGAGGCAGGGGCAAAGCUCUUAACAGGACAGGCCGCAAGCCAAAAAGGAUCGGCAACAAAGCCAGCGUUGGUAUCCAGAAUAAGACUUUCCACUGCUCCGUGUGUGAAAUUCACGUCAACUCCGAAACACAACUCAAACAGCACAUGAGCAGCAGGAGACAUAAGGACCGACUGGCUGGGAAACCGCCAAAGCCUAAAUACAGCCCAUUUAGUAAAUUACAGAAAAACGCAGCUUUAGUGACCCGACUGGCUCUACACAAGCACCUCACUAGGACUCUGGCUGCCCGUUUUCUGCCCAAUCCUAUGACUCCGCAUACAGUCUGCACCCUCCCCGGCCCCCUGACAUUGCGCCCAGCCACGGCAGCCGCCCUCUUCCAGACCCCUCUGAUUGGACCAGCUCUGUUCCGUAGCCCCACCCCUUCUCUGCGGCCGCCUCCCACUCCCAUAAUGUUUGCUCCAUAUUAGGGACGAGCCCCGCGCAGGACUAUGGGGGGUUCCUGCAGCAAUAUCGACACUGCUUCCUCCUGGGGUGCCAAAUUAUAUAUCAUCAUUGCUUCGCACGUGACCCAAAAUUAGCUGGACUGGGGGGCAGCCCAUGUCUAUUGGUUAGCUAUGGACGGACUCUACCUCUCAGCAUUGCGCUGGGGCCAAUAAUAAUAAUAUUGGCAAAGAGCAAUAAGAUUGUCAGCAAGACAAACGGGUAAUGACUGGGAAUCCCAUGUGUCACUGGGAGGUGGGGGGGUCUCUGUGCAAUACUAAUGCCCUUCCCCCGAAUACUAUGGAGCUGGGCUGCCGGGGUGCAGGGAGUUGUAUGCCAGACAGUUUCACAUGUUCUAUCCCUGCACAAUGGAUUUUGGUGCUCACUAUACACACACAAUAUAUUCUCCAUUCCUAUAAACCCCCGACCAGAGGCUCAAUGGAAAACUCACUGUAUCAACCGACCAAAUAAUAAUCAAACCCCAAAUAAUAGAACUUUAGGGUAGGGAAGAUGAGGUGUAACAUUAAUGAGACUACUGGAAAGAAUAAGAUUGCAGAUUGUAAUAGAUAUAUAUAUUCAGUAUGAGAGAGAGAGAGAUAUGAAUACAAUUUGUAGACUAAAUAUUAAUGACACCCCCAGGCUAUAAACUGGGGUCACUCCUGGUGGAGGUGGAAAAGUCAUGGGAUUUCUCUAUUGCACAAAGGCUGUAAAUCAUCCCUAGAGCAAUUAUGGAACAGAUGUAUUUAUAAGAAAUUAAAUCUAGUUACCUGGAAAUAUUUAUGAUCCCCGUGGGCUUCGUUUGUUUUGCCUGCCCAGUUUAGUUCCCCUUUAAUUGCACUUUAGUCCAGUGUAGGGCACAGUAGCAUUGCGUCAUUAUUAUUAUUGGGGGGUCCCGGCUGUAUCCGGAGAUGCAGCUCAUUCUACACAAGAACCAGCUCUAGACAGAGCCAACACUUGCUGCUUUAUCCUAAUGGCCCCCAUAUAUUUUAGGCAGUGAGUAUUUGGGGGGCCCUUGUGAUGGGGUUUUCUUGUGGCCCCCCAGUGCUCCAGGCAACACAUUUUCGAUACAGACACGACGGGGGGGGGCAUGAGUACAAGGGAAAGCAGUGGGUGCCCAUAGAGAACUGUGGGUGAUGCCCACAGAGACAACAUUUCAAAAAAGAGAUGUGAGAACCUCCAACAAUAAU
Molecule: messenger RNA, 2845 nt
Organism: Xenopus laevis (African clawed frog)
Lineage: Eukaryota; Metazoa; Chordata; Amphibia; Anura; Pipidae
Product: zinc finger protein 385C
Exons: 9
Coding region: 59-1645 (528 amino acids)
Source: RefSeq, a predicted model, not a curated record